Molecule: messenger RNA, 2804 nt
Organism: Aricia agestis (brown argus)
Lineage: Eukaryota; Metazoa; Arthropoda; Insecta; Lepidoptera; Lycaenidae
Gene: ttv
Product: exostosin-1
Exons: 8
Coding region: 91-2319 (742 amino acids)
Cellular component (GO): membrane
Molecular function (GO): glycosyltransferase activity
Source: RefSeq, a predicted model, not a curated record
ACGAGAAAAAUAAAGAGUGUAUAAUGCAUUAAACUUUUAUUUAGAAGUGCACAAUGUUUUCUUUUCUGUAAAGUUUACAAUGUAACAAAAAUGCAAGCCAAAAAGAGAUACAUUAUUUUAGCAUUAUCAUGUUUUUUUCUGAUAUACUGUUUUUUAAACACUUAUCGCCUGAACAAAGGAACAGCGGUGAAAACUCGCCGGGACUAUUUACCAACGUUCGCAAGUCUCGAGGAAUUAUCCGCAGCUCCGUCACGUCAAAAGAGAAAUCCUCAAAAUACAGUGAAAGAAUGCCGUAUGGCGACUUGCUUCGAUUUUUCCAAGUGUGGUAGUGAGCCUAAAGUCUACGUGUAUCCAACUGACGGGCCAGUGAGUGCAACGUAUCGGAAAGUGCUCUCGGUCGUUCGGGAUUCCAGAUACGCCACCAGCGAUCCCAACGAAGCGUGCUUGUUUAUACCAGCUGUUGACACCCUGGAUGCAGACCCAUUAUCACCAGAGCAUGUGUCAGAUGUUGCAUCGAAACUGUCAAGAUUACCAUACUGGAAAAAUGGACGAAAUCACUUAAUAUUUAAUUUAUAUUCGGGCACUUGGCCAGAUUACGCGGAAGGAGCUCUAGGUUUCGAUCCGGCUGAAGCCAUCUUGGCUCGGGCGAGUGCAUCUGAAAUAAUAUUUAGAGAUGGGUUUGAUGUAUCAUUGCCAUUGUUUCACAAGGAACACCCAGAGAAAGGCGGCACCCCUCCCAGUGCAACUGGGAAUCCUAUACCCGCUCCUCGCAAACAUUUGCUGGCAUUCAAAGGAAAACGAUAUGUCCACGGUAUAGGAAGUGAAACAAGAAACUCCUUGUGGCAUUUGCAUGACAGCAAUAAUCUUAUUUUAGUAACCACAUGCAGACAUGGUAAAUCCUGGAAAGAUUUAAGAGAUGAGAGGUGUGAUGAAGAUAAUAAAGAAUAUGAUAAAUAUGACUAUGAGCAACUCCUGGCAAAUUCAACAUUCUGUUUGGUAGCAAGAGGUAGACGUUUGGGGUCUUAUCGCUUUCUUGAAGCUCUUGCUGCUGGGUGUGUUCCUGUAUUACUCAGCAACGGUUGGAGGCUGCCAUUUGACGAGCGCAUUGAUUGGCGAAGAGCUGUUAUUUGGGCUGAUGAGCGUCUUUUGCUACAGGUGCCAGAGCUUGUACGCUCUGUCCCCCCUGAACGCAUCCUUGCUCUUAGACAGCAGACACAAGUUUUGUGGGAACAAUAUUUUUCUUCUAUAGAAAAAAUCGUAUUUACAACAAUAGAGAUUAUUUUCGAAAGAAUAAUGGCACAUCGAACUUCAAGACAGCGUGAGAUGUUGAUUUGGAACAGUUCUCCAGGAGCUUUAGGUACUUUGGCCGCUUACGGGGACUCCCGGGCGCACUUUCCGCUGUCAGUGGCGGUGCCCCCCGCGCCGCCAGCGCCCCUCGCCCCCGCCCUCAAGCCCCUGCCGGCGCCCUCUGAGCCCGCAGUCGCGCCCCCACCGACGCCCGGGUCCACGUUUACAGCUCUGUUGUAUGUUCAAGCUACAUCACCAGCUCUACACAAGCUUCUAGGAAAUAUAGCUAGCAGUGAAUACUGUGAAAAAGUGGUGUUAGUUUGGGAUAGCGAGAGGUCAGCACCCUCCCUAAAGUAUUUGGCAAGAAUGGCGGGAGAUCCUCGUGAACCUCUACCGGUCGUCGUCAUCGACGCUACUACACACUACCCUGGGGAAGGCGUGUCCGCGCGCUGGCAGCCGCUGUGGGCGAUCCCUACCGCUGCAGUGUUUUCUCUCGACGGCGACGCCCCGCUGCUGGCUGAGGAGCUAGACUUCGCUUUCCUGGUUUGGCAACAGUUUCCCGACCGCAUCGUCGGAUAUCCUGCACGAAAUCACUUCUGGGACGAAUCAAAGGGCGCGUGGGGCUACAGCUCGCGGUGGGGCGGGUCGUACUCGCUGGUGCUGCCGGGCGCGGCGCUGGUGCACCGCGCGCUGCUGGCGCUGUACGGGGCGGCGGCGCCGGCACUGCGGGCGGCGGUGCGGCGCGCGCGCAACUGCGAGGACAUCCUGCUCAACUGCGUCGCCGCUCACGUCGCGCGCCGCCCGCCGCUCAAGCUGGCCGCCCGUCGACGGUACAAGCACGCCCAACCCAGAUCAUCGUGGAGCGACCCGGAGCACUUCGUCCAGCGGCAGUCGUGCCUCAACACGUUCGCGGCGGCGUUCGGCUACAUGCCGCUAGUGCGCUCCGUGCUGCGCCUCGACCCCGUGCUCUUCAAGGACCCCGUCUCCACCAGGAGGAAGAAGUACAUCAAGAUGGAGCUGGUGACGUCAUAGUUACUGUACCGUGUAUUCUGUUUCAAUGCAUCCAGAUGAAAUAGAUCACCCCCAAGCCUCUACACAAUGCCCCCAUUUUUUUCUGGGUCCCACACCGCCCCCCGUUAGACCUCCAGCGCCCACGCCCACAGCGCGGCGUUAUCGCCCACUUUGGGAAAGACUGCUCUAGAGUCUAGAGUUUUUUUUUAUAAGUUUUAUUCUCUAUAUUAUAUGUGAAAGAUGUCAUUCAUAUGAUAGAAUUGGCGAUGACUGCAUGUAUCUUGUACAGUGUACUCUUUAUUUAUCUCUUAGUCGAUUGAAUAAGAAGUAUUAGUAGUAAAUGCUAUUAAAUAACGCCACAGUAAAUAUUAAAAUAUUGUGCUUAUUAAAAUAACAACACAAUGAAUACAAUUUGGCCGACUUCAUAAUGAUUCCGACUGAAGAGCAAUGCUAGUAUAAUAUAUCACAUUAUGUAUUUAAUCACAAAGACUGUAGUAUUUAUUGUU